Messenger RNA from Dichomitus squalens LYAD-421 SS1, 345 nucleotides. Its product is annotated as bola-like protein. NCBI's taxonomy places the organism in Eukaryota, Fungi, Basidiomycota, Agaricomycetes, Polyporales, Polyporaceae. The record is from RefSeq and is a predicted model, not a curated record. The transcript is spliced from 2 exons. The coding region runs from base 1 to 345 and encodes 114 amino acids.
AUGCUCUCUCUUGUACUCACGCGACGAAUAGCGCGACCCUCGUUGGCCAACUUCGCGUUCUCGUUCGCACGCUGGUAUUCCGCAGCGCAGGCGAACUUUUCGACAGACAGCGAGCGGCUCAUCCACCAGAAGUUGACUGAGAAGUUCAAGCCCACUGAGCUGCAUGUGGAGGACGUCUCAGGUGGCUGUGGGACUUUCUACAACAUCAUCAUCGCUAGCGAGGAGUUCAAAGGCCUGCCUCUAGUCAAGCAGCAGCGACUCGUGAACCAGACGUUGAAGGAAGAGAUCAAAGGCAUCCAUGGCCUGCAGGCGAGUCGAAAGCUCUUCAUAUGCAGCGUCGCAUAG